CACAUUUACCUGAGAAUCAGAGGACACUGCGAGUCAUACCUGGGAAUAAAACUAGCCCUGUUCAAGGAAUUAUCUUUUGCACUAAGGAGAAUAAAAUCUAUAGGCAUGGAUAAACGACUGAUUCUCAUUGUUCUGUUGGUGACACUAUCCUUGGAAUUUAUGGUCAUCCAUGCUCAGGGCAGUAUUGCAACUACAGCAGCAUCAGCCAGCAAUGCAACCACAGUAGCAUCAGCUAACAAUGCAACCACAGUAGCAAGAGCUAACAAUGCAACCACAGUAGCAUCAGCUAACAAUGCAACCACAGUCACAUCAGCCAGCAAUGCAACCACGGCAGCACCAAACACACUCCCGGCAGUGGCUAGUAUUUCUCGACAAGAAUGUGGCUCCUCCAAGCUCUGUKCAGCUGAACCCAAAGAGUGCAAUCCCGCUUCUGGAGACUGCUAUUUCCUUUCUGCCAAGCAACAAAGUGGCCAAAAGUACGACUUUGAGCUCUCAGGACAGACAACAGGCUACAUUGCUGCUGGUGUGUCAAAUGCUGCAAUUCAGACUACCAGUUUCAGAGCCUACGUCUGCGCUAACCAUAAUGGUGCUGUCCGUUUCUUCACUGGCUUCAUCAAUAAUCUGGUUUUAAAUCUCACAGGGACGCUGGACUCAAGCAAUGAGCGGGGAUCGGUCAACUCAGGCAAAAUCCAGUGUACAUUUUCAGCUGUUCUACCUGACACAAUUACACGAGCAGCAGAUUAUGCUUUGUCUAUUACAACUGGACCUUACAAUGCCAGUUCUGGGCAGCCAGGAACAGCAAGCCUCAGAAUACUAACGCCUGUCRUAAGCCUCUCCGACCCGACCGCCAACGCCACCAAUUUGCUGAGCAACAGCACUAACAGCACUUCGUCUGCUUACCCGGUCACACACACACAGUCAUUCUUGCCAGUUCUGCUGGUCACCGUGUCAAUGCUGGCUUUCACAGCAGUAUGAAGCAACUGACCUCCACCACUACACAAGAAAAAAAACAGACUUUUUCAAGAGUCCAGCAAGUUGGCAAGAUUUUUACCAGCAUAUCUCAUCAUUCCUAACAGCUUUUGGGUUCAAAGUUCUGGUUACCUUUGAAGCCCAUUGUACUGGUGCAUGUUGAAAAUUUCUAAUCUGACUUCUUUUGACUUUAUGUAAUUGUAUUCUUUGUUGUAAUUGUGGUGUUAUUCUUAAAUUAUGAAGUCUUUACUGGCUGAUGUGAAUGGGCAUGUUGAUACAAACGAAUGUUAAAUGUGGUACCAACAUUUGGUGAAGGUAAUUUAUUUGCACAAAAUUUAAAUAAAUCAGUGAUUCUUGAGAAUAGGGACAAAACAGGUCCUAUG
This is a messenger RNA of Poecilia reticulata (guppy), 1352 nucleotides long. The record is from RefSeq and is a predicted model, not a curated record. NCBI's taxonomy places the organism in Eukaryota, Metazoa, Chordata, Actinopteri, Cyprinodontiformes, Poeciliidae.